UCUCGGGCUCUUACUAGUGGAGUUAAUUGCUGUUCUGUUCUGCUCUUGCUCUACCUCUGCUCUGCUUCUUUUUCCCACUUCUUACUCCGUCACUUAUUUAUUAGUCUACUUAAUUACAACUUUCUUCUCUUUCGCUAACUAUCGAAGUUCCCCGUUGUAAGCUCUCAGCUGCGGGUGCCAUCUCUUGAAGAUCCCACUUAUUCGUCUCCCUCUCUUUCACUCUCUCCUCACUGCAUUCCCCUCCCUCCUCCCGCAUUGUCUCCGCCCGUCAAGUCAAACAUGCCACAGCCAGAUUCGGAGGAACACAUCCAGGUAGAUACAAGCGACGAAGACUCCCUCAUAGAUGAGCAAUCCAUCGUCGAAUCCAAUAUUUCAAUAACGUCAUCCGUACGAGACUACUGUUACGAAAAUGGCCGCCGCUAUCACGCCUACCGCUAUGGGCAAUAUCCCAUGCCCAACGACGAAGAAGAGCAGGAUCGCCUCACAUUAAUGCAUCAUGCCUUCAAGCUCCUCUUGGGGGGUGAUUUGUAUCGCGCGCCGAUAGGCGAACCCCAGCGCAUCUUGGAUAUAGGCACUGGGACGGGCAUCUGGGCGCUGGAAAUGGCCGAAGACUUUCCUAAUGCGGAGAUCGUGGGCACCGACCUGAGUCCGAUUCAACCCAAGUGGGCACCGCCAAACUGCAGCUUUCUCGUGGACGACGCGGAAAGUGAUUGGGCCUACAUCGGCAAUGAGCCCUUCGACUAUAUCCAUGCUCGCAGCUUGGGUGGCAGUAUCGCCGACUGGGGCCAGCUCCUUCGUCAGGCUUACGAGAAUGUGAAGCCCGGCGGCUGGGUCGAAAUUCAAGAAUCGGAGACCUGGGUGCAUUCCGAUGACGGAACCUGCAAAGAUGCUGUUAUGGUAAGGGAGCUGCAGCAGAAGCUGGAAGAGUCGAGUACGAAAUUUGGGAGGCGCAUGAACAUUGCUCCUGAAGUGAAGGGUUACAUGCAACGCGCUGGUUUCGUCAACGUUGUGGACGAUAUCUACAAGUGCCCUGUAGGCACGUGGCCAAAGUCCCCUCGUCUGAAGGAGAUCGGACGAGUGGGGAAACUGAUUCUUUAUGACUCGGUCGAGCCAUACUCGCUAGCACUCUGGACUCGUGUCCUGGGAUACACCUAUGAGGAAGCCCAAGCCUUCGUGAAGAAGGUACAUGCGGAGCUUGCAAGUUCCACCUAUCAUAUCUACAUAUUCUUCCAUUAUGUGUAUGGACAGCGACCAUUAGACGGAUGAUGACGAUACGAUUAGACUAUGUGACGGCCGUGACAUGCUUUAUGCCUCUACUCUUUUACAUUUUUGGCGUCAAAAUAGCGGCGGGUACAUUAUUCUUCUUUAUGACGAUACCCUCUUUCUGGGCAUAUAUA
Molecule: messenger RNA, 1397 nt
Organism: Aspergillus vadensis CBS 113365
Lineage: Eukaryota; Fungi; Ascomycota; Eurotiomycetes; Eurotiales; Aspergillaceae
Product: class I SAM-dependent methyltransferase
Exons: 3
Coding region: 280-1266 (328 amino acids)
Molecular function (GO): methyltransferase activity
Source: RefSeq, a predicted model, not a curated record